Messenger RNA from Cuscuta campestris, 899 nucleotides. The record is from the annotation of a GenBank genome assembly. Lineage: Eukaryota; Viridiplantae; Streptophyta; Magnoliopsida; Solanales; Convolvulaceae.
CUCCGUGAGCACAAGUUUUUCUCUUCUCCAACUUCCCUCUAUCGUCGUCAAGCCUUCACGUGUGCCUUCCAAGAACAUAAAAUGGAAGAAAUUGAUAGGAGCAAUAAUGGAGCACAAUGAGUGUAGUGGGUGCCAAAAAGAUGUUCACUGCCACUGAUGAAGUAUGGGCAGAUUAUUUCAAGGCUCAUCCAAAACAUAAUAACAAAUUACGCUAUGGAACAUUUCAUGAUUAUGAAGACUUGGAAAUCGCAAUAGGUAAUGGUGUUGCUGUUGGAAAAAACUCAAUUGGGUUAAGUGGUACAACUGAUGCAAGGACAUUAGGCGCGGAAGAAGGGAGAGAUGUGCAUAUGGACGACCUUGAUUAUGACUUGGAAAAUGAUGCAUUCAUAAGCCAACCUCAAAGUGACCCACCUUUUCCGUCAGCAUCACUGCUCAUAUCUCCUAAAAGUCAUGAGGUUCCCAUGCAAAAAGUAACACAAACCAAAAGAAAUAGAAGCACAUAUGAAAAAAGUGGCGUCAUGGAAAGGCUAAAUGAAAUAUCUACAAGUUUCAAAGGAAUCUAUAGUCUGCUAGAGAAAAGAGAGAGAGAAUAUACAAUUUGGGAUGCCAUCAAGGAUACCCCGGGCUUAGAUGAGGACACCAAUUUAAAGCGGUUGAGUUGCUUGAUAACAAAGGAAAAAAAGAUGUCUUCUUAAAAAUGUCACCUGAAGAACGGUUAAAUUGGAUACAGCGCAAGAUGAGAGGAUAAAAUGAGAAGAUAUAUUAGGAUGAAUGAAAUGAUUAUGUGAAUUUAUUUUUAAUGUGUUAUGCGACUUUGUUUUGGCUGAAAGUUAAGAGUACUCGUGUUUUAUUACAUUGUUUUUGAGAGCUAUAUUAUUUAAUAAUUUUAUUUUUAAUAU